This is a messenger RNA of Phytophthora megakarya, 627 nucleotides long. Lineage: Eukaryota; Oomycota; Peronosporomycetes; Peronosporales; Peronosporaceae. The record is from the annotation of a GenBank genome assembly.
AUGGAAGAGCGACUACGCCAGAUCGUCUGGGAGAAGCGCAAAUGGCUGAUCGGAAAGGGCAAUGAUCUACUGCCCGCUGCAAAGGGGGUCAUCUGUGACAUCGACGUGGGUAACGCGAGACCCGUCGCACAACGUGUCAGGAAGAUCUCGCCACAGUUCCGCGAGAAGCUAGCAGACUUGAUUCGGGGGCUACUUAGCGCGCGCAUGAUCCGCGCAUCGAAGUCACCGUGGGCCUCCCCAAUCGUCGUCAUCGUGAAGAAGAAUGGAGUCGACAUUAGACUCUGCGUCGAUUACAGGUUGGUCAACGGGUUGACCCAGCUGAUGGUGUAUCCAAUGCCGCUGGUCACGGAUCUCUUGGAGGAUUUGGACAAGUACCGGUGGUACUGCUCUCUGGACAUGGCCAGCGGGUUUUGGGUAGUGCCUAUGACAGACCGAGCCCGCCUCAUCUCUGCUUUCGUCACACCGUUCGGGUUGUUCGAAUGGCUGCGCAUGCCAUUUGGUCUGUGCAAUGCACCGCAGAUAUACCAGCGAUUGAUAGAUAACGCGCUAUACGGAUUCUGGAAGCUGUCCCCGACGGAGAACACCCGCGAUGUUUUCAAGGACGGGAUCCCGUCUAAACCCGGAGCG